Molecule: messenger RNA, 1782 nt
Organism: Aphis gossypii (cotton aphid)
Lineage: Eukaryota; Metazoa; Arthropoda; Insecta; Hemiptera; Aphididae
Product: probable methylthioribulose-1-phosphate dehydratase
Exons: 11
Coding region: 300-1628 (442 amino acids)
Cellular component (GO): cytoplasm
Molecular function (GO): metal ion binding; methylthioribulose 1-phosphate dehydratase activity
Source: RefSeq, a predicted model, not a curated record
CAUUUAUAUUUUUCUGUUUUCGCCGUUUAGGUGAGUUAAUUUUCUCUAGUUCUUUUUGUGAAUUGAUGUGAUCAUUUUGAGAACUGUGAGUUUUGAGAAGUAAAUUAGUAUUUUAUUAAGGUUUAAUGUUAGGGUGUAGGUGUCAUACUGAGACGUGUUAACGAUCUUCUAUAGUGUUAAAUUAGUUAUGUUUAAAGUGUUAAGACGUUCUAAUAUCUGCGUAAACUAAUCUAAACAGUAAACAUAAUACUAUACAAAUCAUCCAUUCAUCAAUUUCAAUUAAUCAAUCAAUUAAAGAAAUGGCAAAGACAGAGGAUUUAAAAAAAAGCAGAUAUGGUCGAGUAUCUAAUAAGAGGAAAUUUAAUGAAGAGCUCGAUUUAUCUUUGGGUGAGUCUUAUAACACAAUAAAUUUAAUAUUGAACAAAAAAAGCAAUGGAAAAUCCUCUCCAACAGUCUUAAAUAAUUCCAAUGAUGGAAAAAGAAAUGGAUUUAGCAUUGGAGAUAUGGUGUGGGCUAAGACCGGAAAGUAUCCGCUAUGGCCAGGAAUUGUGAUUAUGGACCCAGAGACAAAUAAGUUUACUAAAAAUAACAAUAUGGUACCUAUGUUGCAUAUCUACUACUGUAAUGACGCUCAUAGAAGAAAUUGGAUAAAAAUAAAACAGAUAAUAAAAUUCUCUAGUAAAGAAGAAAUUUUAGCUGAAAAUCCAAAACUUUCAACACAAAUUUCUCGUAGUAAAUUAAAGUCUAAAUGGAAUAAAGCUGUGGAAGAAGCUGAACGUUUAGCAGCGAUGAACAAAGACCAGCGUAUAAGCUCAUUUUUUGCUGACAAUAUCUCAGAUGUUAAUUCAACAUUGGCUGAUAAGGCAGGACCAUCCACUGAACAGACCACUCCUAACCAGCAACCUACUGAAACAAAUUAUAAUGGUGACCGACUGCUAGAUGGAUCUAAUCACGAAGAGAAAAUGUUAAUUGAGAAUGAUUCUAAAAAGGAGGAUUUAGAAACUCACCCUCGUUAUUUAAUUCCAGAGUUAUGUCGACAAUUUUAUUAUAAAGGAUGGGUAACUGGCACUGGAGGUGGCAUAAGCAUUAAAUACAAUGACCAAAUUUUUAUUGCACCUUCUGGUGUUCAAAAGGAAAGAAUUCGACCUGACGAUUUAUUCGUUCAGAAUUUAGAUGGUGAAGAUAUUAUAGUUCCACCACCUGAAAAAAAAUUGUCUAAAAGUCAAUGCACUCCUAUUUUCAUGUGCGCCUAUUAUGAGCGCAAUGCAGGAGCAGUGAUUCAUGUACAUUCAUCUAAAGCAGUUAACCUAUGUUUCUUAAUACCAGAAAAUGAAGUUAAGAUAACUGGUUUAGAAAUGAUUAAAGGAAUUUUCAAUGAACAAACGAAAAAAUUCUAUGAUAAUAAUGAAGAGCUUAUCAUACCAAUAAUUGAAAAUUCAAAAUAUGAGAAAGACUUAGUUGAUACUUUUAAAAUGGCAUUAACAAAAUACCCCAGUACUUCUGCAGUUUUGGUCCGUAACCAUGGAAUGUAUGUGUGGGGCAGUGAUUGGAUAAUGGCUAAAACACAAUUAGAAUGUUACGAAAAAUUGUUUAAAGAAACAAUUUUUAGGAAGCUAAACAAGGGUUAAACAAAUUAUACCACCCAUGCUUGUAGACUUCACCUUACUGGAAAGCAAUUGGGAGCUAUCCAGAGGCUAUUGAAGAUCAACUUUUUUAUUUAUUUUGUGACUAAAUAUAUUUGUUUUGUAUAUUAUUUAAUAAUAUAAAAAGGUCUUCUUAAAA